Hippocampus zosterae (dwarf seahorse) is the source of this 1118-nucleotide messenger RNA. RefSeq lists its product as uncharacterized. The transcript has a single exon. NCBI's taxonomy places the organism in Eukaryota, Metazoa, Chordata, Actinopteri, Syngnathiformes, Syngnathidae. The record is from RefSeq and is a predicted model, not a curated record. The annotation marks the transcript as partial.
GCAAAAUAGCAACUCACACAAUGACGACCUCAACCCAAAUCAGAAAUACAAUCUCACCUCAAACAGCUGAAAGCACGACAAGCACGCCGGUGACGACCGCACCGCAAAACACAAGGAGUUCCAAAAGCCAGAGUUUAGCUAAAACCACAUCGCAAACGAUGGCAAGCACGCCAAUGAUUCUUGCUACCCAAAGGCCAUUAAACACGACCGUAUCCACAUUCAGUACCGCAGGUCACGGCGGAGAACCUACCGCAUCCCAAACAUCUGAAACGACGACAAUUGCGAAUCCUGAAACCCCAAACCCAUCCGACACAAGCGUUUUAGCAACCAGUACAAGGCCGAGCACCACGCGGGCAACAACAAGCACGGCCAUACUAGCAAGUCCUGCGGCGGCACUAACGUCCAAGACUACUGCAUCUCAAGCCACAACUUCGACCGCCGCUGCGGCGUUAAGUACCACCGAAUCUUCAACGGCAGCAAAGAGACCCACAACGACAGCUACUCCAGACGUAACCGCGUCCACGCCAGAAAACGCGACUCCAAGGAUGACGACAACUAACAUCAUGCUAACCACCACGCUAAUGACAAAAGCGAUAGAAACCAUAUCCCAAACACGUGAAACAAUGGCAACCACACCUACAAUCAGCGCAACCCCAAAUCCUAAAACCACAUCGCCAAAUAAUGCAACGCCAAGCGCCACGCCGACAGUCAUGACUGCGAUGAACCAAAACGCGACCGCAAGUCCCACAACGUCUGCGAACGCACUCCAAAACGCAACAACCCCAACCAAAACCAUGUCUUCACCUCCACCAACGACCACAUCUAAGACUAGCAUCAGCACUGCCCCGCAAAAGCCAACUCCAUCCGCAGCCAGCAGAAUCCCGAGCGCCGCAACGGUGACUACCAAGCGUCCCAACUUGAGUACCACCUUCUCACAAGCCCCUGAGCCCAUGGCAAGCGCGCCUGCGAUGACCGCUAGCCAACAUCCGUUCAAGUCAACCAAAUCUGCAAUUAGCGCAACACAAAACACCACGCCGGCAGGAAGAAGCGCAAGUGCCGCAACGGCGGUCAAAUCCGUGACUACUUCACCGCAAAACACGACAACCGCAACCACGCCG